AUGUAUGAGUCGUCGCCGCGGUCCAGAGAAGUCGAGAAAGCGCUGUUCCAGCUCGACAGGCUGGCAGAGGACCAAACUCGCGCGGUCUUGCGCCACAUCAUCAUCGACGAUGCUGUGAUGAACGAGGCGCAGUGUUCCCAUGUGGCGAGCCUUAUCAACGGCACCUUACAGAAGGUGCCUCGCGAAGGUGUGAAUGCUACGCUCACCUGCGCCACCGGCUUUGAAGCAGCCUCCCACUGGGAGAAAUCCUACGCGAGCCACCCUGGCCAUGUGUCUGCGACCUUUCGCAAGAACUCUGUCAACGGCGAGAACGAGGCCGACAAGUCCAAACAGGUGGUCUUGUUCAAACCUAAGAAGACCGCGCCUGCCCUGGCCAAGAACGAGUCUGCCGAUGUCAAGCCUUCCUUUGGCGCUACGCCGGAUGUCAAGGGUCUCACCAUCGUCAAUCAGGGCCAGAUGACCCUGCAUUACCACUCUUACAAUCAUGCUCCGUCCCCCGCGCCCCAGACGCCCGCGGUGCCCCGCAAGCGAUCUUUAGAUAAGGCCGAAGACGAGGAGUACUCUGAGGCGCUUGCCUCAUUGAUGAAGUUCGACCUGUCCCCUGAAAGCCGUCGCGAUCCUACACUGAACCCAAAGCGUCAACGACUGGAGAAGCCCGACAUCGAGAUGCUCGAGCCCGAGGCUCCGAAGGCCCAGGACCCAGUGAAACAGGAGAAAGAACAGCCGGUUCAGAAAGACAAGAAAAAGAAGAAACGCAACCAAAAGAAACUCCCUUGCAAGAAGUGCGGAAAGUCCUACAAGGGACCUGAGAACAAAGGUUCCAAGACGCCUUGCAGAUCUCAUCCUGGAGUAUUCAUACCGUACCCAAUCGGGGUGUGGCCCAAGGGAAACAAGGGCAAGGGAACACAGCCACUGUACGCUGCCUGGAGCUGCUGCAAAACAGGGCUUAACACGGCUGGAUGCGUGUUUGGAAAGCACGAGAGGCAAAGUUCUUCUUAA
Molecule: messenger RNA, 999 nt
Organism: Diaporthe batatas
Lineage: Eukaryota; Fungi; Ascomycota; Sordariomycetes; Diaporthales; Diaporthaceae
Exons: 3
Coding region: 1-999 (332 amino acids)
Source: RefSeq, a predicted model, not a curated record